AACUCAAAAUUUCAAAAAAAAAAUAAAAAUGUCUCCUCUCUUUGUUUUUCUCUUUGUACUCUCUUUUUUCUCUCUAAUAAAUUUAUCAAAAUCUAACAAUUUCACAAGCCAAAAUAGUUCAAUAAUUGGUAACACAAUUGGUGGAAACAAAUGGAUUUCAAUUGCAUCAACAAUAGUUUCUUCAAGUGGUAAUUUUGAAAUGGGAUUCUUCACACCAGGUAACAAUUCCAAUUAUUACAUAGGUAUAUGGUACAAAAAAAUAAGUAAACAAACAAUAAUUUGGGUUGCAAAUAGAGAGACACCAAUUUCAAUAUAUGAAAUGGAUUUUGCACAAUUCAAGGUUGACAAUGGUAAUUUAGUACUCACAAAUGGUACUAGACACAUAAUUUGGUCCACAAAUAUCAAUUAUACAACAAAUUUCAACAAUUCACAAGUUGUAGCAACACUUUAUGAUGAUGGUAAUUUGAUAUUGAGUAAUAACUCGACGAAUUAUCUAUGGACUAGUUUUGAUCACCCGUCUCAUACGUUCAUGCCUGGUUCAAAAUUUGGGUACAAUAAACGUACAAGACUGAAGCAGGUCCUUACUUCAUGGAAAAACGCGAACGAUCCCUCACCGGGACCCUUUACACAUGAAGUUGACAUGGAAAAUAAGUAUAUUGGACAAGGUGUUAAUAUGUGGAACCAUAGUGUUGUUUAUUGGAAUAGUGGACCUUGGACAGGUAACAAUUUUACUGGGGUACCAUAUCAACCAAAUCCUAUGUUUAAUUAUACAUAUGUUAAUAAUGAUGAUGAGGUUUAUUAUAUGUAUAAUUUCUUUAACCCUUCAUUAAUUUCAAAUUUUAUUAUGGAUGUUAAUGGACAAACAAAGCAAUUAUUAUGGAUGGAUAGUACUAAUGAUUGGAAUGUGUUUUACACUGAUCCAAAACAAGUUUGUGAUGUUUAUUCCUAUUGUGGAAGUUUUGGUAUUUGUAAUGAGGUAAACUCUACUUCAACAUGUGAUUGUUUGAAUGGUUUUAAGCCUAAGUUUGAAAAAGAUUGGAAAUUGAGUAGCUUUUCAAGUGGAUGUAUGAGGAAAACAAGUUUGAAUUGUGGUGAUUUUGGUGAAAAGGAUUGGUUUUGGAUGUACAAGAAUAUGAGAUUACCUACAAAUAAUGAGAGUUUGAGAGUUGGAAAUGAAGUAGAGUGUGAAAAUGGUUGUUUGGAGGAUUGUGAUUGUGUUGGUUAUGCUUAUGGUAGUGGAAAUAUUGGGUGUUUGAUAUGGAAAAGGGAGAUGUUGAAUUUGCAACAACUUGCUCAAGAUAAUGUUAAUGGAAGCACCAUUUAUGUUAGGCUUGCAUCUUCUGAGUUUUCAAGUAACCAAGAUCAAAAGCAAACAUCAACAAAGCUGAAAAUUGCAAUUCCUAUAGGUGUAAUUGCUGCACUUCUCAUUCUAUCAUGCUUUUUUAUAUACUAUAGAAAAAGAAGAAACUCAAAAGUCAAAGAGGGUAGUACAAAAUUUCACAGGCAGAAUACAGAAGGAGAAGGAUUAGAAUUGAUAGAUAUUCAAGAUGAUGAUAUUGAGGUUCCAUUUUUUAGUUUUGAAAGUAUAUUAGUAGCAACAGAUGACUUCUCUGAACAAAAUAAGCUUGGUCAAGGAGGAUUUGGUCCUGUUUACAAGGGAAUAUUUUCAGGGGGAAGAGAAAUUGCAUUAAAAAGGUUAUCUAGCCAUUCUGGACAAGGUAUAAAUGAAUUCAAGAAUGAAGUAAUGUUGAUUGCAAGGCUUCAACAUAGAAAUCUUGUGAGACUUUUGGGCUAUUGCAUUCAAUCAAGUGAAAAGAUUUUACUCUAUGAGUAUAUGGCUAACAAAAGUCUAGACACCUUCAUAUUUGAUCGAAAGCGAAGCGCGAUAUUGGAUUGGAGAAAAAGAAUUGAGAUCAUAGAGGGAAUUGCUAAAGGACUUCUUUAUCUACACCAUGAUUCAAGAUUAAGGAUUAUUCAUAGAGAUCUCAAAACAAGCAACAUAUUAUUAGAUGAAGAAUUGAAUCCAAAAAUAUCAGAUUUUGGAUUAGCAAGAGUUGUUGAAGGGAAAAUUACACAAGCAAAUACAAAUAAAGUGGUUGGAACCUAUGGUUAUAUGGCUCCGGAGUAUGCAAUAGAUGGACUAUUCUCAAUUAAAUCAGAUGUAUUUAGUUUCGGAAUAGUUAUACUCGAGAUCAUAAGUGGAAGAAGAAAUACUGGAUUUUUUAAUCAAGAAGAAGCGUCGAAUCUCUUAGGCCUUGCAUGGAGACUUUGGACAGAAGAUAAGUCAAUGGACUUGGUGGAUCAAUCACUACAUAAAUCAUGCAACAAAGAAGAAGCAAUUAAAUUGAUAAAUAUUGGGCUUUUAUGUGUACAAGAAGAUCCAAAAGACAGGCCCAAUACAUCAAAUAUAAUUAUGAUGCUUGGUAGUGAAAAUUCCAAUAUUAUUUCACUUCCAAGACCAAAUCAACCAGCUUUUAUGACAAGAAAAAGUGGUAAUAAUAACACAACUUCUUCUUCUAAUGCUAAGUCUGAUGGUGUCUCUAAUAAUCAACUUACUGUCACCAUCGAAAUGGGUCGAUAACGCGCUGCUAGAAAUCAGUCAAUUUUUCUUCGUAAAUUCUGAUAGAACGUCUGUUGAAAAAUGACUGAUUUAUGAUAGUGACGAGAGUGAGGUGCAAUCAAAUUUUGACAUAGCAAUAUUGUAGUUUUAUCUUUACUUAUUCAAUGUAUAUAUUCAAACUAAAGUAUGUACUUUAGAAACAUCUUUUGUAAUUAAAUUAUGUAUUUUUACAUGUCUA
Messenger RNA from Solanum pennellii, 2798 nucleotides. Its product is annotated as G-type lectin S-receptor-like serine/threonine-protein kinase At4g27290. Lineage: Eukaryota; Viridiplantae; Streptophyta; Magnoliopsida; Solanales; Solanaceae. Gene Ontology annotation, molecular function: ATP binding; protein serine/threonine kinase activity. The transcript is spliced from 7 exons. The coding region runs from base 29 to 2581 and encodes 850 amino acids. Gene Ontology annotation, biological process: protein phosphorylation; recognition of pollen. The record is from RefSeq and is a predicted model, not a curated record.